UCCUAACUGAAGUUGUUGUAAGCAAAGCCCUCUCUCUCUCUCUCUCUAUCUCUCUCUUUCUCUCUAUUCCUCUGCCUCUUCUGUAGUUGAGUGCAGACUGAGGAAAGUGAAGAUAGCAACUUGCAUCAUCUUUGAAGAUAAGGGAAAAAAUAGAAAAUGAUUUUUAGAAACCUCGUUAGAUCCACUCUCAGGAACACUCAGGCUGUUUUAUACAAAAAUCAUGUUGCGGCUGCUAGAAGUUUGCAGGAGCAUCUGGUUUGGGCUCCAGUGCUGGCCAGAUGGAACAGCACAGAGGCAUCCAUGCAAAGGGAAGAUGCAGAAACCGAGUUGAAGAAUGCUAAAGAGUUCCAGGGCCAUGAUAUGUUGGCACCUUUCACAGCCGGGUGGCAGGCUUCUGAUACAAAUCCUCUAGUAAUAGAGAAGUCUAAGGGUGCCUAUGUCUGGGACAUCAAUGGAAAGAAGUAUCUCGAUUCUCUGGCUGGUCUAUGGUGCACAGCUUUAGGGGGGAGUGAACCUCGACUUGUUGCUGCUGCAAUUGCUCAACUAAAUACCUUGCCGUUUUACCACUCCUUUUGGAAUCGUACUACAAAACCCUCUCUGGAUCUUGCAAAGGAACUUCUAAACACUUUUACAGCAACAAAAAUGGGAAAAGCAUUUUUUACAAAUAGUGGAUCAGAAGCCAAUGAUACCCAGGUGAAGUUGGUAUGGUAUUAUAAUAAUGCACUUGGAAGACCAAAUAAGAAGAAAUUCAUAGCUCGGGCAAAAUCGUACCAUGGAUCAACCCUAAUAUCAGCUAGUCUUUCAGGACUUCCAGCAUUGCAUCAAAAAUUUGAUCUGCCUGCUCCAUUUGUACUACACACUGAUUGUCCUCAUUACUGGCGCUAUCAUCUUCCAGGUGAGUCAGAAGAGGAGUUCUCAACCAGAUUAGCCAAUAAUUUAGAGAAUCUUAUCCUGAAAGAGGGACCAGAGACGAUUGCCGCAUUCAUUGCAGAGCCUGUCAUGGGAGCAGGAGGUGUGAUUCCUCCGCCUGCAACUUAUUUUGAUAAGAUCCAACCUAUCUUGAAAAAAUAUGAUAUUCUCUUUAUUGCGGAUGAGGUAAUUUGUGCAUUUGGAAGGCUUGGAACAAUGUUUGGAUGUGACAAAUAUGGCAUGAAACCAGACCUUGUCUCCAUGGCAAAGGCUCUGUCUUCUGCAUAUAUGCCAAUUGGAGCCGUUCUUGUGAGCCCUGAAAUUUCAGAUGUUAUACACUCUCAAAGCAACAAACUUGGUGUUUUUUCUCAUGGAUUUACUUAUUCCGGGCACCCUGUCUCCUGUGCAGUUGCAUUGGAAGCCCUCAAAAUCUACAAGGAAAGAAACAUUGCUGAGGUAGUACAGAGAAUUUCCCCAAAGUUUCAAGAUGGCAUAAGAGCCUUCUCCGACAGUCCCAUUAUUGGGGAGAUACGAGGAACUGGCUUGAUUCUCGGUACUGAGUUCACAGACAAUAAGUCACCUAAUGAUGUGUUCCCUCCUGAAUGGGGUAUAGGUGCAUAUUUUGGAGCACAGUGCCAGAAGCAUGGGAUGCUAGUACGUGUUGCAGGGGAUGGCAUCAUGAUGUCUCCCCCAUUUAUAAUCACCCCUGAAGAAGUUGACGAGUUAAUAAGCAUAUAUGGGAAAGCACUGAAGGCUACUGAAGAGAGGGUGAAGGAGCUCAAGUCCCUGCAGAAGUAAGCAGCAGGGGGCAUUUGCUGCUGAUGAUGACGAAAGGUCUGUUGGCUUCAUGUAUAGAAAACUCAAUAAUGUGUUGUUGAGAGUACUGGAACCUAAUAAAGCAUUUUCCCUUAUCAUGGACUUCUGAUA
Messenger RNA from Vitis riparia (riverbank grape), 1836 nucleotides. RefSeq names its product gamma aminobutyrate transaminase 1, mitochondrial-like. NCBI's taxonomy places the organism in Eukaryota, Viridiplantae, Streptophyta, Magnoliopsida, Vitales, Vitaceae. Gene Ontology annotation, biological process: biotin biosynthetic process. Bases 157 to 1707 code for a protein of 516 amino acids. The transcript is spliced from 19 exons. Gene Ontology annotation, molecular function: pyridoxal phosphate binding; S-adenosyl-L-methionine:8-amino-7-oxononanoate transaminase activity. The record is from RefSeq and is a predicted model, not a curated record.